Mercurialis annua (annual mercury) is the source of this 2266-nucleotide messenger RNA. RefSeq lists its product as uncharacterized. The record is from RefSeq and is a predicted model, not a curated record. Lineage: Eukaryota; Viridiplantae; Streptophyta; Magnoliopsida; Malpighiales; Euphorbiaceae.
AGUUUACAGCAGCAUUGAGGUUAGCGAUUUGAUUUGGUCAUAGUUUUAUUUAGUUGGAUCUAAUACAAGGAAUCUUUAAUGAAUUUGCAUUUGAAGAUCUUGUUUGGUAGAUUUCAAAAACAAUUCGGGUCUGGUCCAGGGCUUGGUCCUGGAUCAGGAACAUACUUGAUGAAAAUUGAGGGUAUUACUCCUAAUUUCAUUGUGUCAUUAUUUAAAGCUUGUGCUGCUCUUUAUAGAACUGAUCCUUGGAGACGAUUGCGUCCCCUGCAUCUUUUCGGAAUCCGGGUUGGCAAGGAUUUGGAUUGGUCUAGCAAGAAUCAGCCUUUUAGUUGUGUUCAGUUUUUUGGAGGUGAUAGUGGGGAUGUCGGGUUUUAUAUAUAUCGAUGUGAAAACGAUGCCAGGAGAAUGACAGGGUCUAGAGAGACAACUUUGGUUCCUAAUGUUGAGCUUUUGAAGGUUACUUAUGAACAUGAAGCAUUGAUGUUUCCUUCUAAUAGGAAAAUUAUUAAGUCUCUGUCGUUGGAGGUGUCGGGUACUGAUAUAUUUCCCGUGAUUGAUGUUGUGCGUUGUACGUCUUCUGGUGCACUUCGUUUCAGACAUCCAACGCUUGAAGAGCUUAGAUUUGUGUAUGCAUUCAUGAGAGCUACGUCUCUAGUACAUCCUUUGCUUCAGGAGGAUAAAGAAGGUGGUCCGAAGUGGUCCAAGUUAAUGCAUUUUGAACAGUUCAUCGAGACUGUCGAUGUUCAGUGGCCUUCAGAAAUGGCUACAGGUCAUGACCUUGUCGCAGUUGCAAUCUCCCAUCCGAUUAAUCAGGCAUACGAGGAAAAGGCAAGCUCAACAGCUAGCUCAACACCCACCAAGCGUGCAUAAAGACCUAUAGAUGAGGUUUAUAUUGAUGUGAAAAGAAGCUCAAAUUCUAGCUUGAGGCAAUGCAAAAUGUGUGAGAAAGACGUUCACAGAGAACAGUCUAUCUCGUGUGGCCAUUGUCAAGGUGUUAUUUACUGUGAUUCUCUAUUCCAGAAGCAGCACUGGAAGGAAACACUUAAGAGCAUGUGUGGUCUUUACAAGUCGACGAUGGAACGGGAAGAAGAGUUAGCAAUGAAAUUCUUUACGUUCCUUCGCUCUGCGGACCAGCCUUGUAAGUGGCUUGAGUCGUUGGGUAUCCAUCAGAUGGGAAUGUGGGGGAGAAAGUGUGGUGGCUAUUCUCACUGCCCAUUCGGUCUUCUUCCCGCUAAAGGUGGUCUUCGAGAUUCCUGGGGUGGGCUUGAUGAUGAUGAGUAUCUUCACGAUUCACCUUUCCAGUCCACGACCACGUAAGAGACGGGAUGUCAAGUCCGAUCCUUCUUUCUGGUUGGCCAGAGUACUAUAAUCUUCGGUCCUUGCCAUUGUCAAGCCCUGCUGCCGACAUUCUUUCUCAUCCACUGACAGUUUAUUACAUUUUGACUACUCUGAAUAUCAAUUCCAAGAACCUAUUACUCAAAGGGAAAGAAGUGAUGGUUCAUUACCUUGGGCCCGAAGGCGUGUUGGAUUGAAUGCCAGCAUUUGCAGAAAUUAGCCACUUAAUGGAUCGGGCAACAUACAUAUUGUGAUGGUGGGACCUGAAGUUCCGACUAAUUUAUCUGGCACAACUUCAGGAAUAAGUAGCAGGGUGAGGGUGAAUCUGGUGAGGGGCAUUUAUCAAGAGGAAGCCGCCUACUUGCCUUCACCAGAUGUUAUCAUAACAUUGAACUGUGGAUUAGAAACAUACACGAGCUGGGGCGGAGAACUUGAAGCGAUAAAAGCUGUUGGUGUUCCUACUUUCUUUACAGAGAAGUCAGAAGUUUCAUGUACAGAUGCAAAGCAGAUCCUUCGUGGAGCGGGAUUGCACAUUACGCAUCCUGUGACACCAAAUCCUUUCCGUUCUCCUGUGAAGAUUCGAAGCAUUUCUUGCAAUCUGCCUUCAUAUAGCAAUGGGUUUGUGCUAGAGGUGAAUACAUAAGUUGGAGUCAUGGAGAACUGAACUUGGAAUUAUGUUUGUCAAGUCAUUUACUUGGUACCAUCCAAAACAUGUGACAGAGAUGAGGCAAUGCAAAUUAGUCCGAGGCUGUAUAAUUAGUACGCAUGAUUUCCAUUGAGUAGAGUUUGUAUUGAUUAUAGGCUUCAAUUUUAUGUUUCCUAUAAGCAAUUACUGCUAUUUCUGUGUAGUGUGUUGGUAAUUUGUUAUAGGAGGAUUCUUUAUAUGACCAAUCAAAUUCAUUGCAAUGAAUGUGGAAGGAUAAUUUUGUCA